AGCAUGAACAUUGUUAGUGGUGCCCAGCAGGCGGACUGCCGUCUGCAAGCUAUUUGUGGCUAUUAUGUGUCUAUAAAAGGAAAUCAGCAGGGCGAUACACACACACACUCACCAACAGUUAUACACUUUGAACUUCAGAAGUCAGGCAGGAAAAGUAAGCAUCUUAUCGUCAGGGUCGGGUUUGAUCAACACUUAAGAGGAAGAUUUCUAAAGUUUGGAAACAAGCAACACGUCUGGAUGGAGAUUCAUUUGAAACAGAGAUGGACCAUAUGAAUACAAAUCCAGAGGAGGUUUUAACAGAGGAACGAUCUAAGCCUCCUACUUUCACAUUUGUGCCGGUGCUGUGGGCUUUACCAACUCAAAGCAUCACUACAGAGGAAGCAACACCCGGAGCUCUGACAGGAAACUCUGACCAGAACGUCGCAGUGUCCCAUGAGGAGACGAGCGAGGAGACCAUGUCGAUUUUCAAAGCGGAGAAAGUCUUUAUCAGAGACUGUGAGGAGGGAGGAGCAGGAAACACAAUCCAACUGGGGACAAAAUCUCAAUUAAAUCUGUCACGGGAUCUUCAGUCCCCUUCAGCCUCUACUGAGUCUGAAAAUACAACCCACCACGAAGCCCCCGGGACUGCCUCAAUGGAAACAGCUGUUUAUAAACACGGGGGCGUUUCCCAGUGGCAGUGUCGUGAUAACUCUGGACUCUCUGAGGUUAGCUCGGGUGGCUUUGUAAAUAGAGUUUCAGAGGACAGAACUAGCCCCACAAACUCUGCAGACCUGUUCCCCACCCUGGCCUCCUCCAGAGAGUCUAUCCUCUCGGAGGGCUCGGACAGAGACAAGAGCUGGUCGGCUGUGCGGCUCUCCUCUGCGAUGUCUCCGUCCUCCUUCAGCCGCACUGUCUCCCCCUGCUCCUCCGUCCUCUCGGGCGUCUUCUCUCCCGCUGUCGUCCAGAUAAAGAGGCACUUUCUCGCCCCUGGCUCUAGUCUGCUUCAAACCCCUUUCUCUUCCUGCGAGAGCCUGUCCUCCUCCUCCGUCUGUCCCCAGUCCCCUCCCCCCGUUCCCCGGCACCGGCCUCCGCUCACCCGGCUCUCCCUCCUCACUGCCAUCCUGAGAAAAGGCCGGCUUCCCGUCCUGUCCUCGACCCUGCAGAGGCCUUACACCCCCUGCUGGCCUGUUAACCCUGUGACCCUGUCCUUCUGCAACGCCUGCUCCGCAGCCUCCAGCGUGGCCUCAAUCCCCCUGGAGUUCUCCUCCCGCUUCUCCUCGUCUGCGUCCAUAGAUAGUCAGAGUCACAGGGAGCUUAAUAGAUGCAUCACUUCUCCUCCACCCGAGCUCAGCACAAUAUCAAACUCUCGGACUCAAGCGAAGACGUGCUCAGAAAAAAAUCACUUAAAGAGUGUGCCUACAUGGGAGCAGGUUAUUUCACCCCUUGCAGAGAAGAGCAGCACACUCCCACGAGCUCCACUGCCUGCAUUUUGCUCAAAUUUUAAAUCUGUUUCUCCACCGCAGUGUGAAGAAAUUGACUCUGCAGCUAACAGAAAACUGCAACACACACACGUCCCCAUUUCCCCCGAGCCGAAGCUAGGCAACAACCACAUGCACCACCAGGGCAACAAGGAUAAUAACCUUAAAAAACGUAUCUCCUUGUCCCCUAAACUAAUUAAGAUCCGAGAGAGCGCCGUUCCCCAGAAAUGGACUCCUUCACCACACAGUUCAUCUCUCUCAAGGCUUCACUGUCUGAAAUCUCCACCUGUCUGCCUCUCUCCACCGCCGCUUCAGCCUUCCCGCUCACACUCACCCGGUGUCGCCGGCGCCGACAUUGCACCACCCUACCGCCCUUCAGAAAACACAGCGAGAAGGUGUGAGCCGGAGAGGAGCUGCUCUAAUUCCAAAAGUGCCAAAUCAAACACAUCUCACUCCUGUCUCCUGUCGCCUUCGCGCUACACACCCAUCAUUUUCAGCGGAUGGCCAUCACCCACCUGCUCUCGCACGCCUACGCCCUCUCCUGCUCCGCCGGUCAAAAGCCUCUCCCCAUCUCCCCCUCUCUCCCUGCGCUCCACACCCUCCCCGAGGCCGGGGAGUGGAAUAUCAGACUGCAGUGACAGGGAUGGUAAAAAAAGAAAGACACACAAGAUCAAACUGAGUUACAAAUCGCUUGCUGCUAUUCCGACAAACACCCUCCUGUUGGAUCAGCAGACCAUAGACGAGCAGGUAGAGCGAGGAGAGAGCCCAUACGACACCUUGGACAGAGGUGUUGCGGACACACACGCUGAGAUGCGUUCGCCCUCCCAGCUGCGGCAGGAGUCAGAGGAACUUUACGCCGUUAUUGAUGAGGUUUUGGCUGAUUCCAUUCCACCAAGCAAAGGCUCCCAGUCACCACAGCCCUCCAGGUCAACAAGCACCAACACUGGACUGCAGCCUCGCUUUAGGCUUGCGUCCAAUCAUUUUUGUUUUGUUUCUUUUCUUUUCUUCCAGCUGAACAAUUCGUCAUUUCUGAAGUCCUUGGGACGUGAAACCAAAUAUGCAUCUUUAUCCAGCCUGCACCAAUCUACAGGUGUGGACAGAAAGCUCAUGGAUACUAAAAAGACGAAGCCCGGGGUUAUUCGCCCGAUGACGGCCAUUCCAAGACUGAGAGUGGAGGACGAGGAAGAAUUUCGUCCCAAUCCCUUCAGGCAAUAUGACCUCAAGCAGACAGCCUCCGACAACAGAAAGGGGGAAAAUAAAAGCCUUUCAAAGCCACAACAAGAUUUUUACACAAGAGAGUCGACGCCUGAAAGAAGGACUCCCUUCUCAGUGUGUGACCUGCAGAUAACAGAGCCUGACGACCGGAUCAGUCACCAAGUGAAGGAGGCUUCAACUUCCUUCAGCGCUACUGAGGGGCGGAUGAACACUUUCGAGACUCAUAUUUAGAUAUAAACAAGAAAACAUCCACAUUUAACCUUUUUUUCUUUAAUGAAGACCUGUAUGCUCAGACACAAUCAGUAUUAAAGACCAUCACAAGACAUUGCACAGUUAAGAGGAAAUGACAAGUGUGUUGCACCUUACAUGAAUUAGUAAAAAUAUAGUGUACCGCUGCUUUAGACCCAAUUUUCUAAAAACGUGGGACAUGGCGUAAAAUGAAAAUAAAAGGAGAGUGUUAAGAUUUGGAACACAUUGAAACCGCAUUUCUGAUUGAAAACAUCAAAAGCACAUCAUGGCAAAUGUUGAAACGUGGGCAAAAUAAAUGAUUUUUAUGCCAAAAGCAUGUUUCAUGUGUAGGCUCGUGCUGUUUUACAAUUCAGUUUGGGGUUUCAAUCAUCAUCAUUCAUUGCAGAUCAUCACAUUCUGUUUCUACUUUGAUAUAACAAGACGUCCCAGCUUUUUACUGAAUGGGGUUGUAUGUCAAUCUUGGUCUGGCUUUCCAGUGCACAGUCUCUCAAAGAGUCCCCAGAACGUUCUGUCCUAAACCUCAAAGUCGGUCCUUUAUGUCAGAAAGAGGAAGUAAAAAAGCAGGUUUCUUUAUUCUCGCAGCUGACCGUCAGCUGCUGGGAGAUUUGAUCAGCUGUAUUGAGAGAGUUGGUUGAAGAUGUUGUCUCUGUCUGACUCCCGUUUGUUGAUUUUAAAACUAAUCCCAGGGCUUUUCAUUAUGCUCCUUAUAACAACAUGACAUCAUCCUAAAAAGCUGAGUCCAGGUGGCCCCCAUGGUACACUCAUCAUAGUGCUGCUCCUGGCUCUACACAAAAAAUAGACGGUUAAGUUGUGCAAAGAUUGGAAAUGUAUUAAAUCCUAGCUGACUCUUUUAACUCUGACCAAUAAUGCAUGGAUGGCAGGGAAUGAUCCACUGAGCUUUGGUUACUUACACUAAUAAAAUGUAUAUAAUGGACUGUGGAUGUGCUGCUCAUGAAUCUUCCCUUUUUGUAAGACAACUGACACAAUCUUGCAAUAUUUUUAAAAAUUUCUAGCAUCACUUUUUCAACAGGAUGACCCCCUGCUUUUGAAGCAAACCCAAACUUUCCAUACCUGCUUAUGCCGGGUUAAUUAUUUCCAAGCUAAGGUUGAAAUUAAUGAUUGGACAACUGAUGCAGGGGGACAACUUCAUUGCAUGUUCAGCUCAUGCUACACAUCCCUUGACCUCAACUUGUUAAGGCCUUUAAUGUCUCCUACAGGUUUGAAUGGCUAAAAAAUGACAGUGAUGUUUAAUAAAUGUCUUCCCCAUCUUCA
Messenger RNA from Labrus mixtus (cuckoo wrasse), 4193 nucleotides. It is a transcript of the gene mlip, whose product is annotated as muscular LMNA-interacting protein. The coding region runs from base 261 to 2903 and encodes 880 amino acids. Gene Ontology annotation, cellular component: nuclear envelope; sarcolemma; PML body. Gene Ontology annotation, molecular function: transcription corepressor activity; lamin binding. The transcript has 12 exons. NCBI's taxonomy places the organism in Eukaryota, Metazoa, Chordata, Actinopteri, Labriformes, Labridae. Gene Ontology annotation, biological process: negative regulation of transcription by RNA polymerase II. The record is from RefSeq and is a predicted model, not a curated record.